Messenger RNA from Plasmopara halstedii, 822 nucleotides. Its product is annotated as Alpha-tubulin folding cofactor B. Gene Ontology annotation, cellular component: nucleus; cytoplasm; microtubule plus-end. The transcript is spliced from 2 exons. The record is from RefSeq and is a predicted model, not a curated record. Gene Ontology annotation, molecular function: microtubule plus-end binding; alpha-tubulin binding. NCBI's taxonomy places the organism in Eukaryota, Oomycota, Peronosporomycetes, Peronosporales, Peronosporaceae. Gene Ontology annotation, biological process: cytoplasmic microtubule organization; post-chaperonin tubulin folding pathway; tubulin complex assembly. Bases 1 to 822 code for a protein of 273 amino acids.
AUGGCACAGGAUAUGCGUGCACUGCGACAAUAUGUGACGGCGAUGGAUGGACAUCAGUAUGACAAUGUUCCGGAAACUGUUGUUUGUCUCCUUAUUACGCAUAGCAACCUUAAGCUGCAGAUGGUCGAUAUUCGGCUGGAUCUUCACAGCACCAUCGGUGAAUUACGACACAAAUUGUACCAGCAUACCGGCAGUAAACCAGACGCCAUGGAGUUGCUUAUAAUGCGAAGUGAUGGAUCUGUACACGCUCAUCUAGAAGAUGACAAUAAAAUGCUUGGAUUUUAUAAUGUGGAGAAUGGUUUGCGGUUGCACAUUGUGGACAAAGAUCCAUAUUCACUGUCGAGAAGAGGCGGCCUCGAGGACGUCUCGCUUGUAAAAAAAUACGAGAUGUCUGAGGAGGAUUACAAUAAGCGCGAGAAGACUGUGCGGGCUUACAAAAAGGAGCAGCUUGCCAAAGACCCUAACUGGAAGCCUAAAACCAUGAUGAAUGUCUCUCAUACAGCAGCAGAUCCUAUUACUCGACCAGGCCCCGAAAGUGUUGCAAAUAUGAAAGUGGGUGACCGAUGUGAAGUGCAACCGGGUGGUCGCCUCGGACAAGUACAGUAUCUUGGGGAAGUUUCGGAGAUCGCUCCAGGCUACUGGGUUGGGGUACAAUUUGAUGAACCUGUUGGCAAAAGUGAUGGCAGCGUCAAAGGUAAAGCCUAUUUUCGAUGUCAGCAGAAGUAUGGUGGCUUUGUGCGCCCGCACAAUGUGACAAAUGGCGAAUUUCCGGUGCUUGACCCUUUCGCAGACUUGUCAGACUCUGACGAUAAUGAGCUGUAG